AUGCCUGAGUAUACCUACUUACAAAGAUUGAGUAGAGGGCUUCCAUUAGAAACAGCCCAGCCUAACUAUGACGUAAAAAGUUUCUUCUCGUCUCGGAUAGUGGGAGGAGUGGACGCUCCACCUGGGCAUGCGAGGCAUAUGGUGGCACUCAUUUAUAAGGGCUGGCACAUGCGAUGGCUGGUCUGCGGUGGCUCCAUCAUCACUAAACGCCACGUUUUAAGCGCGGCCCACUGUAUUGAGCCUUACUCACAUUGGGGACAGCUUUCACCGGAUUUUAUUGGAGUCUAUGGUACUUACCAUUGGAACUCCACUGAUACGGAAGUAACUUUUUCCGGGUAUGUAAACCAUCCAGACUGGGAUUGGAACACCAUCAAAAACGAUAUUGGUAUCCUCUGCACCGUUAAAGAGUUUACGUUCAAUGAGCAUGUUGGUCCAAUUACAUUGAACUUUGACUAUAUGAGCGGCGGACAGCACGCAUCUGUGACUGGGUGGGGACGUUUGGAGCCUUGGGGAGAAAUACCUGAUCAUAUGCAGAUGUUGGACGUCACUACCUUGUCACCCAAACAGUGUUAUCUGUACAUGAAGUAUGCUUCGCAAUCCUUAGGGCCAGCACUGCCCGUGGAUCCCAAGGUUGAGAUAUGUACGUUCCACUCCAAAGGACAUGGCAUGUGCAAUGGCGAUUCAGGCAGUCCUCUAUUUUUGAAGCAUACCUGGGAACAAAUCGGCAUCGUGUCGUGGGGCUUCCCUUGCGCCUUGGGAGCACCCGACGUCUUCACCCGGCUAGGUGCCUUUAAGAAGUGGAUUGAGCUGGUCACUGGAAAAUAUUUUGUCUGA
Messenger RNA from Maniola jurtina (meadow brown), 834 nucleotides. Its product is annotated as chymotrypsin-1-like. The transcript is spliced from 6 exons. Gene Ontology annotation, biological process: proteolysis. Bases 1 to 834 code for a protein of 277 amino acids. The record is from RefSeq and is a predicted model, not a curated record. Gene Ontology annotation, molecular function: serine-type endopeptidase activity. NCBI's taxonomy places the organism in Eukaryota, Metazoa, Arthropoda, Insecta, Lepidoptera, Nymphalidae.